GCCACCAAAUCAGCACUGCGUGACCACAUUCACAAAGAUUGCCUCCACGUAGAAGGCAACAAAAGACGACUUCAUACAGCUCAAACUAGGGAAGGCUCCUCUCAGAUUCUUCAUUUAAGCUGUUGCCGCUUGGGUAUCGAUCUUCCUUCCUCUGCUGCCUUCUUCCUUCCCCGUCAGUCUCCCCUGUCCUCGGGAGGGAGGAGGAAAGUGAGCCUUGAUAUAGACAGGUUGAGGAUAUUUUGGUGUAAGCAGGACGAGAACAGAGGAAAGAUUGGGUUUUGAGAGCUGGAAAAGGCCGGAAAAGUGGUAAAGGUGCGGUCUUUUAGCAAGCCUGAGCGCCAAAAGUCGGCUUUUGAACAUGGUCGGCGGGUGGGAUCUCAACGACGCAGUGUCAGAGGAGGACAGCUGCUGCCUAAUGGCCUCCGCCCCUGCUGAGGACGGCGGAGAUGACGAGAAGGGGAAGCCCGCCGCAACCAGCUCGGGAGAGGUGGAGAACGACGACUCCGGCACCUCAGUUGUCGAUGUCGAGGCGUUCGGCGGAAGCGCCGGGAAGGUCUUCGAAUUCUCCGUCUCCGGCCGUCGCUCCGUCCAGAGCGGGCCCACCGUCGCGACUCACCAGUUCUUUCCUUUGGGUCACUCGGAGGGGGCUCGGGCGGGCGGGAGCUCGGCGCCGCCGUCACCUCGCGUGCACUGGACCGGAGAUGGGUUCUGGCAGUCAUCGGAACCAGUGGUUGCUGGAAUGGCGACGGAGGCGCAGCCGCCGGUGAAGAAAAGCAGGCGAGGUCCGAGGUCGAGGAGUUCGCAGUACCGGGGGGUGACCUUCUACCGGAGGACCGGGCGGUGGGAAUCCCAUAUAUGGGAUUGCGGAAAGCAAGUCUAUUUGGGUGGAUUCGACACUGCUUGUUCAGCAGCAAGAGCAUAUGACAGAGCUGCAAUCAAAUUCCGUGGGGUGGAUGCAGAUAUAAACUUUAGAUUGGAUGACUAUGAGGAGGACAUACAACAGAUGGGCAAUCUUAACAAGGAGGAUUUUAUUCAAGUUCUCCGCCGCCAGAGUGGCAGCUUUCCUCGAGGAAGCUCAAAGUUCCGAGGAGUCAUCUUGCGCAAAUCUGGGAAGUGGGAGGCCAGAAUGGGUCAGAUUUUGGGUAAAAAAUAUGUGUAUCUGGGACUCUUCGAUACCGAAAUCGAAGCUGCUAGAGCUUAUGACACUGCUGCAAUUAAGUGUAAUGGGAAAGACGCGAUAACCAACUUUGAUCCUAAGCUCUACUCAAAUGAGCUUGGUAUUGAGACUGAUCAUGUUGAGCAUAAUCUCGAUCUUAGCUUGGGGAGAUCAGGCUCCAAAAGGAUUAACCUCGAGAUGAUAGAUGAUGAGAGCUCCAGUGUCGUCGAUCAGCAAUUUCUCAUAGGCUCCGAGUCAGAGAGGAAACACAACAUGAUAUUAAAGUUUGAUGACAAUCUCAAGCUAUCCAAAGGAAAAGACAGCAGAAGUUACUUUCCUCCUAGCAAUGGCUUCAGUCAAUUUCCAUUCAGCUAUGUACCACUUCAAACAACAACUGACAUGUCCUCAGUGUUCCAGAUCAUCCAGCUGCAGUCUAAUCCAUCUUGUUAUGAUCAACAUCCUGGCAGCUGCGAUAAAUAAAGGAUCUGCAAAUGGCUUUCAUUAUCGAGUGGUGGACAGCGACUUGAGAGGCAUUUAGAUCGGGAACAAGGUGUGGAAAUUAGCCAUCUUUCUAAUUGUUUGUCGCUGUUAAUUUUGCAGCAACAUCAGGAUUCCCACCACAGAUAGCAAAACUGGCAAUUUCCGACAUCCAGCACUAGAAUAAUGGAUUCAAGUCUUAUAUCAGACCUGGUUAAAACAAAGCACCAUUUGUGUCACAGGACCCAAACCGUAACACCUCAAAUCUUGGAAGCUCCUUUUGUGCGUAAAUGGCAGUGUUAAGGAGCUGAGCCUGUGGGAAGAACUAAAGUUGGAACAGGAAGUCGGCUUCUUAUGAAGUGGAUGGCUCUCUCUUCCUUUCAUGUGUUUAAAAUGUUCAUACUAAGUCCUCAUUCAUCAGUCUGCUGUUGUAUUUUGUUUCAAGAAAGCAAUAAUUUGAGCAAAAUAGAUUGCAGAUUUGAAGUAAAAUGACAUUUAUUCGCUCA
Molecule: messenger RNA, 2139 nt
Organism: Musa acuminata subsp. malaccensis (wild Malaysian banana)
Lineage: Eukaryota; Viridiplantae; Streptophyta; Magnoliopsida; Zingiberales; Musaceae
Product: AP2-like ethylene-responsive transcription factor TOE3
Biological process (GO): regulation of DNA-templated transcription
Molecular function (GO): DNA-binding transcription factor activity; DNA binding
Source: RefSeq, a predicted model, not a curated record